AUGAAUACAACCGCACACUUAGGAGAAAUUAAAAAUGAAGGGGAAUUUAUAUCUUUCAGUAAUAAAUGUGAAACAAUAUUAAACGAUUCAGAUUCUGGUGAUAGUUGGAAAAACCAAGAAAAUUUUGAAUAUUGUAAGGAAAUGAAUUUUACUGACAGAAAACUACAAAUUAGGUCAGGAUUUGGGUCAUAUAUUAGACUUCCCCAAACAUAUUCGUCCUUAAGAGGACCUCAAAGUGAAUCCAGUGGAAAUAUAUUUAGGUACCAGACUCAAAAGAUAUGUAUAUCUGUGCUUUCCUUGCAUUACAUUAAAGUAUGUGAAAAAUUAUGUGAUGCAAAGACUGCAUCAGCAGUAGAAGAAGAAGUAUUCCCGAGAUCGUGCUUUCCAAUUUGUGUCGAUUUUGCAAACCAUGUUUGUAUCCGGGGGUGCUCCUUAUUUGGGUGUGAUAUACCUUUUGAUGCAUGUAGUUACCAAAUGUGUAACUUCCAGUUUCACAACAAUAAUUGA
Cryptosporidium ubiquitum is the source of this 507-nucleotide messenger RNA. RefSeq lists its product as uncharacterized. The record is from RefSeq and is a predicted model, not a curated record. The transcript has a single exon. The coding region runs from base 1 to 507 and encodes 168 amino acids. Lineage: Eukaryota; Apicomplexa; Conoidasida; Eucoccidiorida; Cryptosporidiidae.